UAGGGCGAGAUGAGCAGCUUCCGCCGCCCUUCCCGCUCGCCGGCGGCGGCGGCGCCGCUGGACGACGAAGAUCUGCUGUCCGAGAUCCUCCUCCGCCUCCCCCCUCAGCCCUCCUCCCUCCCGCGCGCCUCGCUCGUCUGCAAGCGCUGGUGUUGCCUCGUCUCUGACCCCCGAUUCCUCCGCCGAUUCCGCCGCCAUCACCGCCGCAACCCUCCCCUCCUCGGCUUCUUCUUUGAGGAAGUGAUUCCUGCCCGCGGGAUCUCCUUCGUACCAACUCUGGAGCCCCCCAACCGUGUCCCCGUCGGGCGCUUCUCUUUGCAGUUCGACGACGGCGACCGCUACAGGCUCCUCAACUGCCGCCAUGGCCUCGUGCUCAUCUUGUUCGGGAAGCACAACCAGGCCCUGGUGUGGGACCCUGUCAACGGCGACCAGCACAGCGUUGCCGUUCCCCCAAGCUUCUACAUGGCGGCGCCGACCCGGGUCAGAGGGGCAGUGCUCCGGCCUGCCGGAGACAUCCGCCACUUCCAAGUCGUCUUGAUAGGCACGCACAAAGAACAGCAUAAACCAGGGAUCGCCUGCGUUUACUCCUCGGAGACCAAGGAAUGGGGUAAUCUUGUCUCAACACCGCUCACACCUGAGAAUUCUAUUUACAGCUUUCGCACCAUUGUUUAUAGGGGCAUGGCCUGCGUCCUGGUUGGGAAUUGCCUCUACUGGCUGCUUUCUGAGAGAUCAGCUCUCAUCCUGGAGUUUGAUUUGGAUAUGCAGAGGCUAGCUGUGAUACAUGCGCCAGUGGACAUCGGUGCCAAUAGCAAUUGCCACUUCUCAGUUAUGAGAGCCGAGGGCGGUGGUCUUGGUUUCCUCUUUCUGUCAGAUUUCAACGCCCAAAUAUGGAGCAGGAAGAAGGAUUGUGAUGCUGCUGUUUCAUGGGUGCUCAGAAGAACUGUUCAGCUGGAUAAGCUACUUCCCCUCAAACAAGGGAUGGGCGUAGUGCCCCUGAUACUACUGUUACUAGGGUUGGCUGAGGACAAUAAUGUGUUGUUCCUGAUGGCAGAUGCCGGCAUCUUCAUGGUCCAGCUUGAGUCAUUGCAGUUCAAGAGACUUUCCAAGAUCAGCUUCUGGCGUCAUCUUCAUCCAUUCGAAACUGUCUAUACUGCAGUGAACACGAUGGAGCUGAUCUUUUUGCACAACACAUAGGAUGACUGUCGGGUCAGUCGGUCAGAUAUGCAUAAGGUGAUGUUGACCAGGUAAGCUGCUUGUAAUUUAGGCGUUCCCCUGUUUGGAAAAGCUCUAUGUCAUCGUGAGUAUUCUUUGGUUGGUUGCUUAAAUAUGUUCUCCACAUAUCCCAGUUUGUUAGUCUGAAUCUCACAUCUGUAGUUGGUCAUUUGGCCAUUAGCCUGUAGCAUUAUAGUUUGUCUCAUCAAAAUUAAAUGUUGUAAUGGUUUCUGUCCAGUCCAGUCCAACUUCUUCUAUUUUAGUUACCAUGGUUGCUUUAUAAUUUGUAUUAAACACAUGGUAACAAUUUACAUUACUAGAUUCAUCACAAAAACUGCUUUCAGCACGAAUUACAGUUUUUUAUAUUUCAUAUCAUCAUUAAAGUAUUUGUUAAAGUUUUGUUUAUGCGUUGCAGAGGCUUUUAAAUUGACCUCUAUUUUGGAUUUGACGAGUUAGUUUGCUCACUAUUUGCCUCUAAGCGAGUUAUUUAGACCACUGAUCAUGUAGCUUCUAUUGAGGCCAGAGCAAGAAAAUUCAGAAUGUGUUCACAAUAGAACUUGAAGGGCGUGCUACUACAAUUUGACUGUCUUAUUAUUGAUGUUAUCUGCUUAUAAUGUUGGUUUUGUCCAAUAUUGCUGAGAUGAUUCAACUUUGAGUUUUUUUGGCACAAGUUCCACGAUGGUUAUGCUAAUGCUUACUGUUUGAAUCAUAUACAAUUUCGGGAUAUAUUUAAUGGCUUGCUUGCUGUAGGUUCUUCCAUGUUGGAUAGCAUGCGCUGGUGAACGGUGAAGCGGACUUGGAAGGAAGUAAUCACUUACUAUUUUGUUUAACUUGAGCCUAUUAUGUUAUUUCUGGAACAACUAGCCAACUCGCAUAAAGACGCAAUUCACUUGCUGUGAUUAAUCAGUAGUACUACUCUCAGUUUGGUACUGCUUGCAUUUUGUGUGCUGGUGAGCAAGGAUUUGGCCUGAUAAACGUACCAUCCCUGCUGUUUUUUUUCUUCUGAAUUGACCAGUCAACGUCAAAAUUCAAUUGAAAUUUUCAAGCGGUAUUUAUUGCUCGGUA
Molecule: messenger RNA, 2277 nt
Organism: Triticum dicoccoides
Lineage: Eukaryota; Viridiplantae; Streptophyta; Magnoliopsida; Poales; Poaceae
Exons: 2
Coding region: 10-1194 (394 amino acids)
Molecular function (GO): protein binding
Source: RefSeq, a predicted model, not a curated record